Molecule: messenger RNA, 1845 nt
Organism: Hyaloperonospora brassicae
Lineage: Eukaryota; Oomycota; Peronosporomycetes; Peronosporales; Peronosporaceae
Source: the annotation of a GenBank genome assembly
AUGGUGCGGCCCAAGGCACGCAGCACGAACCUCACGCACGAGCAGAAGCGGCUCAUCUGUCUGCACGCGCGGCAGUUUCCCAAGACCACACAGGCGCAACUGGGCCAAUGGGCCAAGGACCAGUUCUCGCUCGAUUACGUGCCGUCGCAGGCUGCGAUGAGCUACAUGCUCAAGAAACGCGCGCAGUUUGAGCUCGUGUCGGGCGAAGGGCGCGACUACAAGAAGCUGCGGACGGUCAAGUGCCCCGAGGUGGACUCGGCGCUGGCCGACUGGUUCUUGUAUUGCCAAGUCCGAAGACUCCGACUCCCGGGGGAUCUCGUGCGGCACAAAGCGCGCGUCUUUUACGAACUGCUGGCGCCGCAGCUGCCCGAGAGCAUCACGAGCUCACCGCCGCAGUUUUCGAAUGGCUGGAUGCAUUCGUUCAUGGGACGACAUGGCUUCUCGCUCGGAGGAGGCAAAGGCAGCAAAGGACGGACGUCUCAAGGGAGUCAUGACGCAGCUGACGGGAAGCCGAAGUUCGCCCCGGAAACGCUGGUGAUCUCGACGCCGGACCACAUCAAGGCAGCAAUCGCAGGAGUGUUGCCCGAGAACGUCUACUGGCUGCACGAGACGCGGCUGUUUUACGCAAUGAGUCCCGACAGACAGGUGUUGCCAUCGAACCAUCACCCGGAGAAGAAGAUGACAAUGCUGCUGGCUCUCAAUGCCGACGGCAGUGAUCGACUGAACCCAUUUUUCGUCGGGCCACAUCCGUUGCCGACUGAUUCGGAGCUUGAUGCAGAAGACCGCAUGUACCAAUUUGCCUGCAACCACAAAGCUUGGGUGCCGCCGACCUUGUUACGGAGUUGGCUCAUGGCGCUGGACUGGCGCAUGCGCGUGACCAAUCGCCAGAUUGUACUCAUUGUCGACUCGAUGGCGGCCAUGUGCGUGCAAAAGGCGCCGCUGUCGAACGUGACAAUGCACUUUGUGGAACGGAACCACGCCGGAGAGCUGUGUGUGCGAGCUCUCGAGAUGGGCAUUGUGGCAGCUGUCAAGCGGCGGUAUCGCCACCGGCUCUUGGACUACGCACUUGAUCGACGAGAGGAGGGACAGGUUGAUAUAUAUGAUAUCCCGCUGCUGAAGGUGGUCGAGUGGGUGGCCCAAUGCUGGCAGCAAAUCCCGCGGUCACGCAUCAUGGCCAGCUUUGCGCACUUGGGCGUGAACGCGGCAGGCGGGCCCGGAGCUGCACUUGUCUCGGAAGACCGCACGGACGACAAGCUGGAUGCGCAGAUUCAAGUGCUGCUCAAGCGGCUGAAACUCGUCAGUCCCAUGCGGUUGAUCGAAGUCGUGGCGCCGAGUUCGGAGAAGAUGUUUGACGAAAACCUGACAGACGCCGACUUCGCUGACGCGGCACUGAAUGCCUCUCACGGUACGGUGAGUAUGCAACUGAGCUCGGACGAUCUCACGCGCCAUACCGUCAUGCAAGAGGUCUUGCCUGGCGACCCAUCGGACGCCCCGACGCCGUUCGAUACAGCAGCAGCAGCAGCGGCACCAGCACAGGGAUACCCUGGCUCAUCAUGGGAUGACACGUGGCUGUCGUGGAACGCAUCGCAACGUGCUACGACUGCUGCUACUGCUGCUGUCCGUCAACCCGUGAGCGACGUCGAAGCCGUGCAGACGACCAUCCGAUUGGCGACCGAGCUGAACUGUGACCCGGCAGUGCUGCUGGAGCUCCAUCGAAUCCAGACCGAGGUGGCCAGUCGCGACGCGAGCGCUGCGUCUCCUUCCGCUCCGGUACCUGCUACGACCGUGCGGAAUGCCGGUAUCUGCCAGUUCCGCUUCGGGGCGCCAACCCGACGACUGGUCUAA